GCGGACCCCUCCAACACAAAUCGGUGAUGUCGUGCGAUGACUGAAUUGACCUGAAUUGGUUGUUGGAGGCUUUGUUUUGUUGCAGCUUGUGUCGUCCGCAGUACUGCUCGAAAGAAGCCUUGACCAUCUCGUUGAUUUUAGCUGCCAUGUCCUACGACCUUUCAGACCAGCUGCCCAUGCAGUGCACACACUGUGGCUUUCAGUGUGCCAACCGGGCAGAGUCCUGGAUCCACACCGAGGAAACUGGACACACACGGUUCAGGGGAACAAGUCUUGCGGGAGGUGACGACCUUCAGCGCACGAUUCUGGAAAGCCUGGCCUUGGGCGAUGCGGCUUCGCUGGAUCCAGAUUUCAUGACGGCUCUGCAGCUGUCUCUGGAGGAUGCUUCUCGUCCUGGCCACGAUGACCACAGACCUCGGCCAAUGACAUGCAACAGCUGUGGACAUCGUUGCAGCAGCCGUGCAGAGUCCUGGGCGCAUACGGAGGAGACCGGACACAGCUCCUUCAGGGGCAGUGGUGGCAAUGGUCAGGAUGACAGAUCUCCCAAUCCAAUGGCAUGCGCUGAAUGCGGACAUCAUUGCGCCAAUCGUGCUGAGUCCUGGGUCCACACAGAGGCGACCGGGCACGCGGAGUUCUGCUCCAUACGAGGCAUCGAGAUGCUGGAGAAGCUCCACAAAUCGCGCCACGAGAUGACGAAGGAACUUGAACGGCUAAUUGGCAGACUCACACACGCGGACCACGCGGCGGGCUCGAGAGUUGGCAACACCCGAGUGCUUUAUCACCAGACGAGUCCGGCAGCUGCAGAGACGAUUCUGAGGUCCCAGAAAAUGCUUGCCGGCAACUCUGGCCUCGCUGGUGGUGGCAUCUACUUUGCUGAGACGAAGGAAGCCACCAACCAAAAGGCCCACCAACGUGGCGCCUUCCUCCGAGCCACGGUGCAUCUGGGCAGAGUCAAGGAGGUGAAUCGCUCGGCCGAGUCCACCACCUUGAGCUCCUUGAAACGCGAGGGCUACGACUCCGUAAAGAUCUUGGGCCGAGCCUCGGGCGCCGAAUAUGUGGUCUACAGCUGGGGCCAGGUCACCGACAUCCAACGGGUCUGAGAGAUGAGCACCGCUUGCAGAGGUAUAUUUGAUUUUAACAACUUGAGUUCGAGCUAAGUUGUUUUGUACAGCUGUCCUGGGAUUCGGGCUUUGGGCCUCUCAUGGGCCCAUCCGUGAGCCCAAUCACUUGGGACCCGGCUGCUCUCGGCAAGACUGCGGCAGGACCGAGCAAAGAGCCGAUGUGUUGAUUUCCC
Messenger RNA from Effrenium voratum, 1294 nucleotides. The record is from the annotation of a GenBank genome assembly. NCBI's taxonomy places the organism in Eukaryota, Dinophyceae, Suessiales, Symbiodiniaceae.